CAUUUCCCACUCUUACUUCCAUCUUUCCAUAUUCUUCACAAAUCUCAUCUCUUUUUCUUUGUUAUCUGAUCGGAAAAGGUCAUCUCCGGUCACCGGGAAAUAUGGAAUGGGCCACCGGAAGUUUCAGACCCUUUCUUUCUCGGCCACCGGAAUCUUCCUUUGGCUUUCUCUAUAACUAUAAUCUUGAACAAUAUCAGGGCAUCGAUGUGAAGCAUUCGGCCAUGGCGGGGACGUCUGAGACCGUGCUCCAAGGGCUGGUUCCAGGGAUGGAUAUGAACAGCUAUGGAAAUUUGGAUAAGAAGAAGCGGCUGAGCAGCGAGCAGCUCGAGUCGCUCGAACGUAGCUUCCAGGAGGAGAUCAAGCUCGAUCCCAAUCGGAAGCAGAAGCUGUCGAAGGAGCUCGGUUUGCAGCCACGCCAGAUCGCCGUUUGGUUUCAGAACCGGCGUGCGAGGUGGAAGGCGAAGCAGCUCGAGCAUCUCUACGAUACUCUCAAACAAGAGUUCGAUGCCAUUUCUAGAGAGAAACACAAGCUUCAAGAGGAGGUCAUAAAGCUGAAGAGUAUGCUGAGAGAGCUUCAAGCUGCAAGGAACCAAGUAUCGACGGUGUACACUGAUUUGUCGGGCGAGGAGACAGUGGAAAGCACCUCCGUCGGAGCUGGCUGCUCGAGCAAGCCGAGAGCGGUGGCAACAGCAGCAGCAGCAGCAGCAAACCAGUACCCGACGCCACCGGAGCAGUGCAACUACGUGUUCAACACAGAGGAAUACAACCCGAUGUCUCCAACUUUCUGGGGGUCUCUGCCACCCACAUAUCAUCCCCAGUAGGGUUGUUUGGUUUGGGUGUUGGGCUUGUCUUGGGCUUCUGUUUUUAUCAGAUUGUGAAGUGAGAGUUUAAAUUAGGGUUUAGAGAAUAGUGUUUGGAAGUUAACAGUUUCUAAUAUGAUGAGUAUUUUAUGGGGUCUUGGGGUCUGUUUGGAGAGUUCAGAUCAUACCACCUCAAAUCUGGUUUUAAUUUUAUACACAAAAGGGGAGCAAAUUGAGAUAUUGAUGUAUGGUUUUGUUAAGAAAGAGUUGAGGUUAUAUGAUCUGAACUUUCUGUGCUCAUCUAACAAGAUCCCACUUUAAUAAAUUGAAUUCCUCUUUUAUGUUCGC
This is a messenger RNA of Cucurbita moschata (crookneck pumpkin), 1148 nucleotides long. Its product is annotated as homeobox-leucine zipper protein ATHB-22-like. The coding region runs from base 102 to 821 and encodes 239 amino acids. NCBI's taxonomy places the organism in Eukaryota, Viridiplantae, Streptophyta, Magnoliopsida, Cucurbitales, Cucurbitaceae. Gene Ontology annotation, molecular function: sequence-specific DNA binding; DNA-binding transcription factor activity, RNA polymerase II-specific. Gene Ontology annotation, cellular component: nucleus. Gene Ontology annotation, biological process: positive regulation of DNA-templated transcription. The transcript has 3 exons. The record is from RefSeq and is a predicted model, not a curated record.